This is a messenger RNA of Aspergillus japonicus CBS 114.51, 677 nucleotides long. RefSeq lists its product as uncharacterized. The record is from RefSeq and is a predicted model, not a curated record. The transcript has 3 exons. Bases 127 to 513 code for a protein of 128 amino acids. Lineage: Eukaryota; Fungi; Ascomycota; Eurotiomycetes; Eurotiales; Aspergillaceae.
GGAUUAUUCAUCUUUUACGCCUAUAAAUCCCUUCAAAUCCAUGGCCAUGGAAUAGUUCUGAAGGCUCCGAAGUUCGCAGCGUUAUAGCCGACGAAGGGUCCUAUCUCACAGCAUUGCGCCACAGCCAUGGGUCCGGUUUCUGCCCUUGAUGGGUACAUCCUGGAUCGAACUAUGUAUGAGAGUGUGAGGCUCAAUGAGCAGCAUCUCCUCUGGAAACUUCAGACGGGUCAUGUCUUGAGUCCCUUGAUUCCCCACAGGCCAGGAAUAAGGGUAGCAGAUCUAGGCACGGGAACAGGCAUUUGGUGCCUCGAGCUUGGCCAGGCUCUGGAUGUAGAUCAAGCCGAGCUUGUCGGUUACGAUGUUUCGCGUGAUGCUUUUUCCCCCAUCCUCAACACUACCACGGAACGUGAAACUGAAUACUCUGGACCUAAUGUCCGAUCAGGUCCCGGAGGACCUGCUCGAAGCUUUCGACGUGGUACCCCUGCGUUUGUGGGCCUGUGUGGUACGAGAUAAUCGCCCAGACAAAUUAAUUCGCUUCGCUGCGGUCUUGUUGAGUGUGUGAAGUUGUCUUCAAAGUGCAGAUGUGAAUAUGAUGGGCUGAUAGCAACUCUUCAGGGCCGGGAGGCUAUCUCCAAUGGGAGGAGAUUAAACGUGACCCGAGUGGGGCGUUGUCUGAG